Paramacrobiotus metropolitanus is the source of this 2591-nucleotide messenger RNA. RefSeq names its product alpha-N-acetylgalactosaminidase-like. Gene Ontology annotation, cellular component: cytoplasm. Lineage: Eukaryota; Metazoa; Tardigrada; Eutardigrada; Parachela; Macrobiotidae. Gene Ontology annotation, molecular function: alpha-galactosidase activity. The transcript is spliced from 12 exons. Gene Ontology annotation, biological process: glycosylceramide catabolic process; oligosaccharide metabolic process; glycoside catabolic process. The record is from RefSeq and is a predicted model, not a curated record. Bases 797 to 2392 code for a protein of 531 amino acids.
AUUAAUUUGGUUUAUUAAAAGUACUUAUCGUUUUCGUCACCUGUUUGUUUUUCGACGCAGUUUGCAAGCUACGACAAUUCACAAAAAGUUUUGCUUAGUUUUUGAAAAUAUUGUAAUCUUCGGGUUUGGUGUGGUGUGAUUGAUCUUUUAACUUGCGCUACAGUUUGCUAACGCAGGAAGCGAUCUUAUCACACAAAUACAUUCAUUUUUCGUUUGUUUGUUCUUCUUGCACACGCAGCAUCCUUCGGCAUAACGCAACCGUGAGUCCGUGACGUCUCGGUCAUUCUCAUUUUAUUUUCUUGGUCUUCCAUUCAUUGCGCAAAAGAGGCCGUGAUCGCAAUGUGUGAUAUAUGCUAACCACUUGGAAAGUUUAUUUUGCGCGUAUCGGGCUAUCGGCUUGCAGAUGCUUCCUCAGAUUGGUCGUAGCAUUGUUUAUUCGAUUCUGAAGAAUCUCUAAAUCUGUUGUUUCCCGUGAUUUCUCCUUAUGAUGUCCCGUGAAUGAAACUGACAGGAUCUAAUAUGAUACCUCGUUAUUAUAGUUGUUAACUGAUUAUGCAUUUUUGCCUCGCUUGUAGCACAAAUUCACAAUGACAAAGCAGCGGCAGUAAACUGCAGGUACACCCCUGCAUCGCCUGCAGCUAUCUGCUGUUACAGUAGUUGUAAAAACUGGAUUUGUUGCGUCCUGUCGCACACUGCCACAUGGUGGCGUGAUUGCAAACUGUAUUCAAUUUGGAUAUCCAUCCAUCCAUCCAUCCACAGUUGAGAAAUUCCGGUAUUUUUAACGCAAUGCUCGAUCAUGCUCUUAAGAAAUCUGUUAAUUGUGGGAUGUGGAUUCUUACUCCUGCCACCGACCGGAAAAUCUUUGGACAAUGGGUUGGUUCUUACUCCGCCAAUGGGUUGGUUGGCUUGGGAAAGGUUUCGCUGCAAUAUGGACUGCAAAAAUGAUCCGGAAAAUUGCAUUAGUGAAAAUUUGUUUAUGACCAUGGCCAAACGUAUAGCUGAAGAUGGAUUUAAGGAAGCCGGUUACAACUACGUCAUAAUUGACGAUUGCUGGAUGUUGAAUGAAAGAGAUUCCGCCGGUAGACUGCAGGCCGAUCCAGGCAGAUUUCCGCAUGGCAUUAAAUAUUUGGCAGACUAUGUUCAUUCUCUCGGAUUGAAGUUGGGAAUAUAUCAAGAUAUUGGGACCAAAACAUGUAUCGGCUUUAUUGGCAGUGAGGGUUAUGAGAGAAUUGAUGCGGAUACGUUUGCUUCAUGGGAUGUGGAUUACUUCAAACUUGAUGGCUGCUUUAAAGACCCUAAAGAAUUUGAUGUCGCAUAUCCUAAAUUUGGAAAAUAUCUCAACGAGACUGGUCGAAAAAUCGUAUACUCCUGCAGUUGGCCUGCUUACCAAGUGGAGCGCAAAAUGAUGGUGAACUGGACCGGCAUACGUGAGAACUGCAAUCUUUGGCGAAAUUAUGGGGAUAUUCAAGAUACCUAUGAAUCCAUCACGGAAAUUAUUCAGUGGUACGCAGCGAAUCAAGAUGUGCUCACCGCAAUAGCUGGACCAGGCGCAUUUAACGAUCCCGACAUGUUGAUAAUAGGAAAUUUCGGUUUGUCGUUGGGCCAGUCGGAGUCGCAAAUGGCAAUUUGGGCUAUUUUGGCUGCUCCUCUUAUGAUGUCCAAUGAUCUCAGGAAUCUUAGGCCGGAAUUCAAAGAAAUUCUACUGAAUAGAGAUAUUAUCGAAGUUGAUCAGGAUCCUCUGGGGAUCCAAGGACGUCAGAUAUUAUCAGCACAACAAGGUCAAGGAGUCGAAGUUUGGCGGCGGCCGGUAUUACCAGUGAGUCAGAUUGGUAACGAAACGUGGGCUUCCUUUGCCGUUGUCUGCUGGAAUCGCCGCGUGGAUGGUACUCCUUUUGCGUUCUACAAACAGUUAGCAUUCUAUGGUUUGACGCACUCUGGGGGUUACUAUAUCAAAGAUCUUUUCACGAAAAAAGAUUAUGGAUUAAUGCAGUCUACUGAUGUUCUUCCAUUCCGUAUCAAUCCAGCUGGGAGCGUGAUCAUGUUUAAGGCUACGCUGGCGGUAGCUGUUGGAACAGACCAUCAUAAGAAGAAAGAGUCGGAUUUGUUGAAAGAUCGCUUGAAAUUAAAGCGAGAUGAAAGAAAAAUGGAUCCCGGGAAGUAUGUUCAUCAUGUCCUGCCAGAUUCGGAUACGUCGGUUUCUCCCGGUGGAGAGACAUUUGUGUUUAUCUUGAAAGUUAUUGCUGUGAUAUGUGUUCUCCUAAUUGUUGUUAGACUCGUAGGAUUACGGUUAGGGUUGGGGAACGUGGUACGCUCUUUUCGUAGGAUGCUUUCAAACCUUAAUUCCGGUAUCAGGAGUCAUUCCGUUUCGCUUAGAACGGCGCACACUGUGUGAAUAUGUUAAAGUGCUUUAUUUUUUAAACCAUGGUUUACGGAACUGUGAAUCUCUGGGUGGAGAUCUUUAUGGUUACUCAGUACUCAGUUGUUUUUUUAUCAUAGUUUAACGUAAAAGAAUGUUGGUUACUCAAGGUGUUCUUAUUAAGUACAUAGCCUUAAAAACUGUAGAUAUGACGAACAAGAACUACUCGUAGCGA